Argiope bruennichi is the source of this 2497-nucleotide messenger RNA. RefSeq names its product cytochrome P450 3A21-like. The transcript is spliced from 14 exons. NCBI's taxonomy places the organism in Eukaryota, Metazoa, Arthropoda, Arachnida, Araneae, Araneidae. Gene Ontology annotation, molecular function: steroid hydroxylase activity; heme binding; oxidoreductase activity, acting on paired donors, with incorporation or reduction of molecular oxygen. The record is from RefSeq and is a predicted model, not a curated record. Bases 85 to 1689 code for a protein of 534 amino acids.
CUUCCCGUAUAUGCUUUGAUUGACUGUCAAAGGAACAAGUGAACUUGAUAGAGACGGAAAGAGUUCUCGGACGAAAGUACCGACAUGAUUGGAGAGGAGCUUUUGUACGAGCCCUUCGUCAUCACGCUAUUUCUUGGAUUAGUAUCCGUCCUGUCCUUAUAUUGGUACUCCACUCGAAAUGCUAAUUACUGGAAGAAGAGAGGAAUCCCUUACGUUAAACCAGUUUUACCUUUUUUUGGCUCAACAUUUGCUUUUUUGUUCAAACCAUUUCAUGAAAUAGAAUGGGAACGUUAUCAAAAGCUAGGACCAAUCUAUGGAUUCUUUGAAGGCAGCCGACCUCUCUUGUCAGUUGCAGACCCUAAACUUAUCCGGGAGAUUCUUGUGAAAGAGUUUCCAUCGUUCGCCAAUAGAAGAGACUUUCUCUCUGGGAAUGCUAUCGUAGACUCGAUGUUACCCUCGCUGACCGGAGAGGACUGGAAGCGGGUGAGAAGCGUUGUUUCACCAACCUUCACCACCGGUAAAAUAAAAAGGAUGGUAAACAUCAUUAAAGAGUGUAGUGAGACAUUGAUGCAGAAUUUCAAAAACAUUGCAAAAAGUGGUAGAUCUUUUAAUGCUAAAGAAUUUUAUGGCGCCUUUACACUUGAUGUUAUAGCAAGCUCCGCUUUUUCAACUAAAUUGGAUUCACACAAAGAUCCAAAUAAUAAAUUUGUUCGAGCUGCUAGACAAGGAUUUUCAACUAAUUUCACUUGGAGAAUUGCUUUAUAUCAAUUAUUUCCAAGGCUGAUGCAAGCAUUCGGGAUUCCUUUUAUUCCUUCAACACCAACUAAUUUCUUCAAGGACCUCACUCUGCAGUUGAUAGAACAGAGAAACAAAACGGGCCAGACCAGAAAUGAUUUCCUGCAACUCUUGAUGGACACGGUAAAGGAAGUCAGCCAAGGACAGAAAUGGGAAUCGGCAAGCGACAAAGAUGAUAUCACAUCUAAUUAUGGUCAAGACGAGAGCACUCAUAUCGCCAAGAGCGUCACCAAUAAAAAUCUCUCACUGGACGAACUGGUAGCGCAAUGCGUCAUUUUUUUCCUAGCUGGUUAUGACACUACUGCAACGACUCUGUCUCAUGCAUCUCAUCUUCUUGCUUUGCAUCCCGAGGUCCAAAGCAAAGCAUAUGAAGAGAUCCGUGAAGUUAUAGAAAAACAUAAGGGUGAACUGACUUAUGAAGCACUUCAAGAAAUGAAAUAUCUUGAUAACAUUAUAUCCGAGACUUUACGGAUUUAUCCGCCAGUCACCAGAUUGGAAAGGUUGACAACAUCUGAUUGUAAAUUAGGAGACACUGGUAUAACAGUCCCUAAGGGCAUGGUUGUCACUAUUCCAAAUCACGCUUUGCAAAACGAUCCCAAAUACUUCCCAAAUCCAGAGGAAUUUGACCCGGACAGGUUUACGCCAGAGGAACGUGGGAAACGGGAUCCUUAUGUUUACCUGCCCUUCGGAUCUGGUCCGAGAAACUGCGUCGGAAUGCGAUUUGCCCUUAUGGAAGUAAAAGCAUGUCUUGCCUAUGUUAUCGCCAAUUUCAAGCUUCAAAGAAGCCCAGAAACUAAGGUUCCUUUGGAGUUUCAACUGGGGCCAGGACUUCUGCACGUUAAACAACUGGUUCUUAAAUUGGAAGAAAGAACAAAUAAAAUUCCUUUGAAAUAACAUUUUAUACUGAAAUGAUGUAUAGAAAGUAGAAUUAAUAAUAAUAAAAAAAAGAACAAAAAAUAUAAUAUUUUAUGUAAUAUUUUAGUGAGAAAAGAGAUAAAACAUAUUGUAGUGUUUGAAUUUCAUGCUUAUUAUAGUUUAUUAAUUUGAAGUUUAAAGAAUUUUUGAAAGAAAAAAUGUUUUAUCAAAGAUGAAAUAAAUACUAAUAAGUAAAGCAGUAUCUUAUACGUUUAAACAAUACUUUAUAAUAUUUUUUUAAAUAUUUGCAGAUGUAAAUAUCAAACAAUUGGACAUAUCCGACUCUUCUCAGUAUUAAUUUAAUGCGAAAAUUUCAUAAUAAGUUCAAAGAAAUAUAUGAAAACGAAUAUAUCGUGUUUUAUUGCUUUAAAGUUAUAUUUUUUAUAGAUAGCUGAAGACAGAAGAUUUUCCUUCUUGCAGAAACGUAAUUUUACAGUUUAUUUUUCAACUCGCAUCUUGUUGCACUAGUUUUCUGAAUUUUCGAAAACUAGUGCUCGAUAUUAUUACGAUAUUAUCAUAUCAUCAAAAAUUAUUCAAUAACUCUAUGGAAUUAAAAUUAAUCAAUUAAGAGGUAAUAUUUAUCGAGAAUUAGAGAAAAAAUUAUUUUAAAAUUCAAUCACAUUUAUGAUAAUUAAUUAUGAUAUAGUUCAAGGUCUGAUUAAAGAGCUUUCUAAAUAUGCUUUAAUUAAGGUAAUAAAAAGAGAAAAAUAACUUUUUUGUCUAAAAAUGGCGUCAAAAUAAAAUCAUAAAAACUCGAUAAGCUGAAAACAAAAAAAAAAUCAAUUCA